Molecule: messenger RNA, 1645 nt
Organism: Globicephala melas (long-finned pilot whale)
Lineage: Eukaryota; Metazoa; Chordata; Mammalia; Artiodactyla; Delphinidae
Gene: METTL22
Product: methyltransferase 22, Kin17 lysine
Biological process (GO): protein methylation
Cellular component (GO): nucleus
Molecular function (GO): protein methyltransferase activity
Source: RefSeq, a predicted model, not a curated record
GGGACACACGCGCAGGGGGUGGGGCCGCGCCUGCGCAGGCUGCCUGCAAUGGCGGCAGCUUGCGCACCGUGCUGAGCGUUUCGGUUGGGACUUCAGGCGGCGGCCGGCGCCUUAAAGGAGCCAAGGACACUUGUCAGCUGCCCAAAGGAGGAAGCAGAGGUCCCAUCUGCAGUCGGGGUGUCCUUUCCCUCCUCCCCAGUGAGAAGAGGGGACUGAAGCCCAUCCAGCCCCAGCAUUCCCAGACAGAGACUGUGCUGCUGUCCCAUGGUUGAUGGGGAGCCCAAGCCAUGGUUGCCGUCUCCCGCCCCGGCCAUGGACGAGAUCACCUUCAAAAGCGACACCGUGCUGUCAGACGUCCACCUCCACACCCCAAACCAGAGACACCUCAUGGUGCGGCUGAGUGGCGUGGGGCAGCCCGUCUUCCUGUCCCAGUUCAAGCUUCUGUGGAACCAAGCCCCUCAGACAGACUCGGGGGCUGAGGGUGGCAAUCACAGAGCCCAUCACGCAGAGGCGACUCCUCCCGCCAGAAGCGGCUGCAGCAGUGAGGGAGUCUCCCUCCAGGCUGGGGCUGACGCCACCAGCCAGGAGGGGGUGGCAGCUCAGCUGGACGAGGAUGGGGAUUUGGACGUUGUGAGAAGACCACGGGCUGCCUCUCCCUCCAAGCCCUCGGGGCCUCCGAGAGACAAGGUACAUCCCAUGAUUCUAACGCAGGAGGAAGAUGACGUCCUGGGAGACGAAGCACGAGAGAGUGGCCCCUACGAUGUCAUCAAAAUAGAGCACACCAUGGCCACCCCCCUGGAGGAUGUUGGCAAGCAGGUGUGGCGGGGCGCCCUGUUCCUGGCGGACUACAUCCUGUCCCAGCGGGACCUCUUCCAGGGUCGCACGGUGCUGGAGCUCGGGGCGGGCACCGGGCUGGCCAGCAUCCUCGCGGCCACCAUGGCGCAGACCGUCUACUGUACAGAUGUCGGUGCAGAUCUCUUGGCCAUGUGCCAGCGAAACAUUGCCCUUAACAGCCACCUGACUGCCGCUGGAGGCGGUGUGAUUAAGGUCAAGGAACUGGACUGGCUGAAAGACGAUCUCUGCACAGAUCCCGAGGUCCCCUUCAGCUGGUCGGAGGAGGACAUCUCCGACCUGUACGGCCACACCACCAUCGUGCUCGCAGCCGAAGUGUUUUACGACGAUGACCUAACUGAUGCUCUGUUUAAAACACUGUCCCGACUGGCUCACAGGUUGAAGAACGCCUCCACCGCCAUCCUCUCUGUGGAAAAGAGGCUGAACUUCACGCUGCGGCACCUGGAGGUCACGUGCGAGGCCUACGACCACUUCCGCUCAUGCCUGCGGCGACUGGAGGGGCUGACCGGUGGGCGCCUGCGCUUCGCGGUGGAGCCGGUGGACGUUUCCUUCCCGCAGCUCUUGGUCUACGAGCGCAUCCAGCAGCUGGUAGGUGUGCCCGCCCGCCCGAGGGCAGCUUGCUCUGGCGUGAGGCUGUCGGCUGGAGGAGGUCGUGAGCCAGCCUCCAGGUCCAGCCCGGCCCGCGCUCUCCCCGCUGACCCCGACGCUGGGCUCUCUCCAGGUCCAGGAGGGCCUGCCUGGCCAACGGUCACUUGGCCUUAGAGCACUUCCUCUUGCCGCGGGCAGUGCAGAC